Schizosaccharomyces octosporus yFS286 is the source of this 1527-nucleotide messenger RNA. RefSeq lists its product as uncharacterized. The transcript has 2 exons. Lineage: Eukaryota; Fungi; Ascomycota; Schizosaccharomycetes; Schizosaccharomycetales; Schizosaccharomycetaceae. The coding region runs from base 761 to 1024 and encodes 87 amino acids. The record is from RefSeq and is a predicted model, not a curated record.
UUGCAAUUGCAAUAAGUGUAGAAUAGCGUACGCCUACGAGCAUUCAGCAAAUAGAUCAAAGAUGGUGAUGACAACUUCACCGCUGCAAAACUCUGGUCUUCGCCAUUGUGAGCUCGUUUCUUGGUCUCUUAGAAAAUGUUUUUUAAAUGCUUUCUUUCAAUUGUAGCGCCAGUUGAUUUUGGCGCCUUCUCAUCUUUUUACCAUGUAACUUUCGCCGAAAUUUACUUACCAAACAAAGGUGAUUGAAGAACGUUUAUUGUCGCAGUUCUUUCAACGAAAAUAAAAAAUAAAUAAAAUAAAAUGCAGCUAGAGAAUGAGAAACCUCAAUUGUGCCACUACGACUUCUGACUGGAUUUUACCGGAGUAUAGUCAAAACACCUAUUCACAUUUAGAUGACAUGGAGAAGGGUUGUUUGUAUUUACAAUGUGAUCCAACUGCAUCAUAACAUGGGAGCAGUCAUCAGGAAGCGUCCAUAAUUAUUGCACGGAUUUACGGAGUUCUUAACUCUGCGCGAAUUGUUUCAAUGCCUUUAUUGAGGUUCGAUUUUCUUGUCGGCGAAAAUUGGAAGAAUCCCUGAAGCGCGACGCAGACAUGAGAGUGAAGCUCGGCAGCUCAUUACCUGUUAUAUUUUUUCGGUCGUAGUAGAUUUCUUCUUUUCUUAUAUGUAUCUUGUCCCUUUUAUAAGGGAAUUGAUGGCAGGAUCUGUUGGGUAAGUUUUCAGGUCGCUAUAAAAAAUUAUUUUUGUCAUUGCGACUUUCUAAUGUUUUUAUAUGUUUGUUCAGUGUUGAUGGAUUCUAUCGUUCUCUUGAUUUCUCUAAUUGUUUCUGGGAUUAACUCGGUUUUGUCUUGGAUUACAAGUGCUGUGGGCUUCGGAAUGCUAGCAGAAACAAACGAAUUGUCGCCUGAAGAUUAUAUCCCACUGAAAAUCAGUCCAAUGAUCUUCUCUACAGUACCUUCAAACAACUGUCCUCCUCUGUACAUUUUGAGAAACCUUGACGCUUACACAGAAACCGGAUCAGUCUAGGGAUGCUAAAAGCAUCGAAAUUUCAUACUCGAAACAUUCUUGUGAUGAUAUCCUGUCGUUUUAUGUAUUGUCUAAACAGGUUUAUCUUCGGUUUUUAUCUAAUUAUUUUAUUUUCGGUUCCCGUUUUAUUUAUUUCUAUUGAGCUUUUCUACGUAAACACAUUUCAUAGGCUGUUUUCGUUGAAACCAACAUUGUUUCAACGCUGCUGUUCAGACUUCUUACAAUGAAAAAAUGGAGGACCUGGUGAGAUAAUUGGAUUGUUGACUUGCUAGUGGGUUCUGUCUAAUCUAAUCUACAUGUUGGAUGUUAUUUAUUCUUUUUAUAAUCAAUGAUUUAUUCAUGAUUCCUUUACUUUGUUAAAUAGAGCUAAUGAUGAUGAACUCAAUCAAUUAUUAAAUCAAAUCAAGAAUGACCUUUGCUUAAGCUUUUCCCUCAGCCAGAAGUAUUAUGCAAGUCAAAGUAUCAUGAUGAUCAAAAUGAAACUCUGCAACAUUGUGUUUGCA